GCGCGCGCGGCGAUGGCGGCCUCCGGGGAGCAGGCUCCACGCUCCGUGUACUUCUGCGGGAGCAUCCGCGGCGGGCGCGAGGAUCGAGCGCUGUACGCGCGGAUCAUAUCGCGGCUGCGGCGCUAUGGGAAGGUGCUCACUGAGCACGUGGCUGAUGCUGAGUUGGAGUCGCGUGGGGAAGAGGCUGCUGGGGGUGACCAGCUCAUCCAUGAUCGGGACCUGGCCUGGCUGCGGCAGGCAGAUGUGGUCGUGGCCGAAGUGACACAGCCAUCCUUGGGUGUGGGCUAUGAAUUGGGCCGGGCAGUAGCUCUUGGUAAGCCAAUUCUAUGCCUGUUCCGACCACAGUCUGGCCGAGUGCUUUCUGCCAUGAUCCGGGGAGCAGCCGACGGCUCGAGGGUCCAGGUGUGGGACUACGCAGAGGGAGAGGUGGAGAGCAUGCUCCAUCGGUAUUUUGAGGCUUAUCUUCCCCAGGGAACAGCUUCCUCCAGUAACCCAAGUGCCUGACUUAACCCGACUUUAUUAAAAAAGAAUAAAUUUAUUUUUUACGUAUA
This is a messenger RNA of Grammomys surdaster, 551 nucleotides long. RefSeq names its product 2'-deoxynucleoside 5'-phosphate N-hydrolase 1 (gene Dnph1). The record is from RefSeq and is a predicted model, not a curated record. Bases 13 to 504 code for a protein of 163 amino acids. Gene Ontology annotation, molecular function: 5-hydroxymethyl-dUMP N-hydrolase activity. Gene Ontology annotation, biological process: deoxyribonucleoside monophosphate catabolic process. NCBI's taxonomy places the organism in Eukaryota, Metazoa, Chordata, Mammalia, Rodentia, Muridae. Gene Ontology annotation, cellular component: nucleus. The transcript is spliced from 4 exons.